AUGGAUAAAGCGAACGGAAAAAUUAACGAACGAAACAACUUUUCUGUUAUACUAAGAAAAAAGAACGGAAUAAAAACAGUAUCGAACCUAUAUUCACUGGCGAAUUCAUCUAAGCCUCUAACAUUUUUCGCGGCAUUAUUUGGAAUGCAAAUGUUAAGAUACUCAAAGAGGAACGUUUCAAAAGUUAAUCUGUUUGGAAAAUUUUAUUGCUUGUUGAUCGCAGUGACAUUGAUUUUACUCAUUGUGUUAAUAACGCCGUUUAGUUGGCGAUAUACUAAAGCUGAUUUGCCUCUGAACAUGCUCACGAAAAGUUACAGUGUUUUUCACACUACAGAAAAUAUUCUAAGAGAACCCCUUCAUGUUGAGCGGAAUAAACGGCGAUACAGUUGGUUUGAACUAAUGCAGGUUUAUAAUAAAGUCGCUGACUCCAUUUUUAUAUUCGACAAGAUUUAUUCUGGUCAAUAUUUGGAGGUUAUGCUAAGUGAUAAUUUCAUGUAUAUGUGUUUGAAUGGACGUCCUAUGUAUCUUACUAAAAUAUCUGAAAUGUUCAUGGAAGAAAGAAAAAAGACCCUGGCAAUAUUAACCAAUCAUUUGGUACGAGGAAAUUUAGAUGAAGAAUACUCUGAGCAAGUUGAAAGGAUGAUUGAUCUAGUGGAGACAAGAAGACUAGAGAUAACUGGAAAAGUAUUCACUGUGGAUGCUCACAAUGUAAUGAACUUCUCUGGAAGGGUUAUAUCCUAUGCCGUGCUCAUGAUCCAGUAUUUCUACAUGUACAUAUUCAAAAAGUAACUCGAGUAGUGUAAGUGUGAAUACUGGGUAGAAAAAAAAAUCUAUUUAGUCCGUCAAUGAGAUAAUAGAAACAUAUUAGAUACGUAUUUUAUGGCUUGAAUUUAACAAUGGCUUACACCCGUUUUCACUAACCUAGAACAAGGCAUAACUUUACUAGGAAACGCCUAAUCUUAAGAAUCGUCAAAGCAGAUUGGUUUAAUUCCAAAUAAAGAUUCUUUU
Molecule: messenger RNA, 1008 nt
Organism: Diatraea saccharalis (sugarcane borer)
Lineage: Eukaryota; Metazoa; Arthropoda; Insecta; Lepidoptera; Crambidae
Source: the annotation of a GenBank genome assembly